Corticium candelabrum is the source of this 1401-nucleotide messenger RNA. RefSeq lists its product as uncharacterized. The coding region runs from base 813 to 1265 and encodes 150 amino acids. The record is from RefSeq and is a predicted model, not a curated record. NCBI's taxonomy places the organism in Eukaryota, Metazoa, Porifera, Homoscleromorpha, Homosclerophorida, Plakinidae. The transcript has 3 exons.
CGAGAUGCUGAGCUUGCUUUUCAAGUCUAGUUAUCAUAUCAAUCUAGAAGCCAUGCUGUACAGCAUAAAACUUUGCUUAAAGACAGCAAAGAGGUUGGUUACUCCUGCAGAAGACGUCCGUUUCCAUUGCAACAGACCUGGAAGCCAAACGCUUAAUUAUAGCAACCACCAUUGUUCUACAUGUCUGAUGAUUUGGAAAGAGUGUGCUACAUGAUCUCUAGUACUCUAGCUCUACAGCAGUGACGUUAACUACACAAUGUAGCUAACCACGCAACGUUCGGCAACAAAAUUGCAAACAACAAUUCAGGCAUGGUUAUCCUACAUACAAGCCAAACUCAGUGUCUUGUCGUCUGUGGCGAAUGAGUAGAGUGAGUACAAGAGUGUGUAGGAAGGGGUGAGCCCGUGCUAACACAGCAAUAACGGUCCUAUCAUGUUCAUGUCUUUAAGGCUCAUUUAACACAGUAACUGACAGUAAAUGCUCGUACUAUUCGUUUUACAGGUCGUACAAGCCACACUUUAGACGGCAAUUACCAUGCAAAGGACGUCUUCGGUCAGUUUGUUUGAACUAUCUAUUGCGGCACUUCUACAGCACAUAACCAACAAUCUUGUUCUCAGUGUGAUCUACAGGUAAUCGGCAUCAUUUCACUUCAACACGAAAGUCAAAUUUGGGUGUCUAAGUUCAAAAGGCUCUGCCAACGGCUGAGCGCACCUUCCCAAAUCUUACAUUACUGCAUACCCCCUCCAGGCACAAUUGCUCAAUCAUACAACAUAGAGGAUGCAUACGGGAUGUUGCCAAAUAGCGAUAGAUUUUGAUGGAAGCCAAUAAAAUAAUGUAUGCUGCUUGUUUAAGCCUCGUUCUGCUAGUAAAAGUUAACGCUGAUUUCACUGCUUCAAAUACCAACAAAAAUGGUACGUUGACAAGAAAUAUUGGCUGCCUUGAAGUGCAUAAUGACACUUCGCUCUUUCCAGAGAGAAACGACACAUGGUACAAUGUCUAUGAACCUCAUCUAACCUACACACCUCAGCUAAUGUAUCAAGUUCAGCUAACCAAUGAAGUUCAGGGGAAAGAUAACAUGAACCCAGACGAUGUGUCUGAUGUUGUCAAGAACUUAUUGACAGAAAAUGAUGUUGGAUACCGAAUGACAAAGGUUGAGGAAGUGUGCACAGUGAUCGCCAUGAUACUCAAUGAUUUCCCCAUCGCUCAACUCUUCGAUCAUAACGCUGCUCCGGUUUUCGACAACCAAAAUCGAGCUAAUGUGAUUUGAGUCUUGCUGAUGUGGGGUAUCGGUUACAUCUACGAUUAGUUCCAGCCUCGUGAUAACUGACAUAAUAUCAUGACUAGUAGUGAAUGAUAUAGACUUAUAUCUAUACAGCAAUCAAGAUCAGUUAUACGUGGACAAA